AUGACUAUCAGGGCCUUUCCAAGUCGACAGGCGAUGGUCUGUCGACUCGGCGAACUCAUCUUGCAAGAAAAGACAAACCCGUCGCCAGGAUCUCACUAUGAGCUGCUGCGAGCGAUUGAUGAGUUGCGAUUGGCCGUAGAAACCCCCACGGAGACCGUCUUGCGACUCAUUUACCAGCCCCCACAGAAUGCCGCGCUUCGAGCGGUGAUGGACUUGGGCAUAUUCCCCAUACUAAUGGAGACACAAAAUCGCGAAAGUGGGGUGUCUGCAUCAUACCUCGCCAAGUGUAGUGGGGCAGAUCGAGAGCUGAUUGUCCGCUUGAUGCGUGUGAUCGUUUCCCUCGGCCUGUGCAGCCCAUCAGGUGUGGAGGGAUACCGGGCAAAUGAGAAGACUGUCGCACUGACGCAGCCAAUUGGCAGAGACGGAGUGCCAUGCAUUUAUGAUCUCACAGUGCCGACCCUGAGCAAGCUGCCUGAGUAUUUGCGGCAACAUGAUUAUGCCAACCCCGAGGAGUACGCCAGCUCACCCAUGCAGUGGGCAGUCGGGCAGAGUCAAUUUGAGUGGCUUGCAAACCACCCAGAUCAACAGGCCCUUUUCAAUUCGUACAUGGCAAGCCGACGGGAAGGCCGUCCGAUGUGGUACGACAUUUACCCCGUCGAGAGGCUCCUAGGACAGGGAAUGCCGUACGAGGAUUCCAUCUUUCUUGUGGAUAUCGGAGGUAAUCAGGGACAUGACCUGCGCCGCUUCAGGCAGAGAUACUGCCAUCUCCCCGGCAAGGUUAUCCUGCAGGAUCAGCCCAAGGUCGUGGCCGGAGUGACCGGAGGCGAGGCGUCCGGGAUCGAAGUGAUGGGAUACAACUUUUUGGAUCCACAACCCAUCAGAGGCGCUCGAGCGUACUACUUUCGCUCAAUUUUCCACGACUGGCCGGAUCACAUCUGUCAAAAGAUUCUCCGAAACACCGUCGCCGCUAUGGCGCCGGAUUACUCCCGCAUUCUGAUCGUUGAUAUGGUGUUGCCCGACAUUGAGACCCCCUUACUCCAGGCAUCCUUGGAUAUCCAAAUGAUGAGCAUUGGUGCGGGCGUGGAACGAUCCGAGCGACAGUGGCGAGAGCUUCUGGAAAGCGUUGGUUUGCAAAUCACAGGAAUUUGGUGCCAGAGUCCUGGCAUGGAAUCAGUGAUUGAGGCUGUCCCAGUUCACGGGCAUUGUAUGACACCGUGA
Molecule: messenger RNA, 1218 nt
Organism: Penicillium chermesinum
Lineage: Eukaryota; Fungi; Ascomycota; Eurotiomycetes; Eurotiales; Aspergillaceae
Exons: 4
Coding region: 1-1218 (405 amino acids)
Molecular function (GO): O-methyltransferase activity
Source: RefSeq, a predicted model, not a curated record